CUGUGCAUUAGGAAUGAGAGCAUUUCAGGAAUGAUCCAGGAAAUUGAGAAGCAUAUAAACAGCACAGUCCUCUCCUGCAUGGAUGUGAAGGAGAUGAUUGAUACAGUGGGCAAAAUUCUGCUGAGGCAGCUGAAGUCCAGGAUCAACUCCCUGAAGAUGGAGGUGGACAACAAGAGUGUUCAGAGGACAGGGGAGCUGCAGGAGGUCUUGGCUGCCUUGCAGCGGCCCACUCAGCUCUACCUGCAAAUGAAACAGCUGCUGGACUCCCACCCGAACGCCGUGCACUUCCUCAGGGAGGACAAGCCCCUGCGUGCCGAAGCGGACAAGCUCGCUCACGAGGUCCUGCCCCAAGCCCCAAUGGAGGGCAACAUCUCUGUGGCAUACUACCUCAGGGAGCUGGUCAAAGGCAUCAACAUAAAAGACUUCAGCUCCUCAGGAAUGAACAACGUGCCACUGGAGAGCAGGGAGGCGAUAAAUGCCUGGGUAUCCAUCUGCUCAGACCUGAACACCCUGCCCACUGACGAUCUCGACCAGGUCAUUCGUAGGAUUAUGUGCAGCCUGGGAUUUAAAGACAAGAAUGAAUCCCUGUUAUCAAUGGCAAGUGCAUCCUACUGUGUCAACUCAGCCCAGCAGAUGGAAGAGUUGCCAGCAGAGAGGACAGACGUAUAAUUAGAUUAUUUACAGUCUUAGCAUGUGAAUCUCUUAUUACAAAUAAAGACCAUAUAUAAUAUUCUAAAGUUGGCAAAUUCAUUGUA
Messenger RNA from Hypanus sabinus (Atlantic stingray), 755 nucleotides. RefSeq lists its product as uncharacterized. The record is from RefSeq and is a predicted model, not a curated record. The coding region runs from base 31 to 669 and encodes 212 amino acids. Lineage: Eukaryota; Metazoa; Chordata; Chondrichthyes; Myliobatiformes; Dasyatidae. The transcript has 2 exons.